This is a messenger RNA of Dovyalis caffra, 1104 nucleotides long. The record is from the annotation of a GenBank genome assembly. NCBI's taxonomy places the organism in Eukaryota, Viridiplantae, Streptophyta, Magnoliopsida, Malpighiales, Salicaceae.
AUGGUGGAUAUGGGAACAACACCUGGUUUAGCAACUUUCAAAAUUCUUUUGGCAGGGUAUUGUAGGGCUAGACAAUUUGAUGAAGUAAAGGUGGUGGUACGUGAGAUGGAGAACAGUGGUCUAAUUGAAUUAUCUGCACUUGAGGAUCCACUUUCGAAGGCAUUUAUGAUCUUGGAGCUCAAGACAUUAUCUGUUAGGCUGAAAAGGGACAAUGAUGUUGGGUUUUCUAAGACAGAAUUCUUUGAUGAUCUUGGUAAUGGACUUUAUUUGGAUGCAGACCUGGAUGAGUAUGACAAAAGAGUAACUGGGAUUCUUGAAGAUUCUUUGGAAUGCAAUCACGGAAAUUUUAAAGCUGCAUACUUGUUGACAGGUGAAAUGGCUCGAUGGGGUCAAGAACUGUCCCUCUCUGGUGUCUCUACAUUAUUAAAGGCGCUUUGUGCUUCUCUUUCCCAUAUCAAGUUAUGCAGCAGUCUUUUGGAGAAGAUGCCAAAGUUGGCUAGUCAACUAGACCAAGAAGUUCUCAGUUUGCUAGUCCAAGCAUACUGCAAGAUUGGAUUGACAUACGAAGGGUGGUUAACUUUCAAUCAAAUGCUUCAGAGGAGUCUAACAAUUAACGGUGGAACAUAUACUGCUCUAAUUAAGGGACUAUGUAAGAAGGAAAAUUUGCGGAGCCUUCAUGAUUGCUGGGAUUUAGCUCGAAAUGGUAAAUGGUUACCAGGGUUGGUAGAUUGUAUUUCUCUGGUUGAAUGUCUGUGCCAUCGUGGAAUGCUGAAGGAGGUACUAGAGCUUUUGGAAAGGAUGCUGGUGUCAAAUCUUGAAUCAAGGUUAGAAGUCUUACAUAUCUUCCUUGAAAAGCUUUCUUUUUCAGGCUUUUCAACCAUUGCUCACUUGUUGGUGGAAGAACUACUACAGCAUGGUUGUGUCUUGGAUCAAAUUGCAUAUAGCCAUCUUAUAAGAGGGUUAUGCAAGGAGCAAAAGUAUAAAGUUGCCUUUACGAUAUUAGACAUUAUGCUUGCUAGAAAAAUGGUUCCAUGCUUGGAUGUUUCUCCAAUUUUGAUUCCUCAGCUGUGUAAGGCUGAUAAACUUCGGAGAGCUAUUGAAUGA